This is a messenger RNA of Cylicocyclus nassatus, 237 nucleotides long. The record is from the annotation of a GenBank genome assembly. NCBI's taxonomy places the organism in Eukaryota, Metazoa, Nematoda, Chromadorea, Rhabditida, Strongylidae.
AUGUUGACUACUUUCCCUAACAGUCGCACUUCUGCAGCACUGGAGCGUAAGCAACCAUCCGAUGUACUUCCUAUUUUCGCCUAUUCUAAACAGUCAAGCAGGGGACCAUCGUAUUCAGACUGUCAGCGGCAAGAAAUUGCACUUGUCCUAAUCUCUGCUGUGGUCUUUUUUAAAGAGAUUAGAAGGGAAGGAAUGAAAUGGAGCCGCAUUUCGGUCCGACAGGGAUUGCAGUUGUAA